Colletes gigas is the source of this 617-nucleotide messenger RNA. Its product is annotated as ADP-ribosylation factor-like protein 2-binding protein. Lineage: Eukaryota; Metazoa; Arthropoda; Insecta; Hymenoptera; Colletidae. The coding region runs from base 62 to 544 and encodes 160 amino acids. The record is from RefSeq and is a predicted model, not a curated record. Gene Ontology annotation, cellular component: mitochondrial intermembrane space. The transcript is spliced from 6 exons. Gene Ontology annotation, biological process: positive regulation of tyrosine phosphorylation of STAT protein; maintenance of protein location in nucleus.
AUAAUAUCAUUGCUUUGUCGUCAAAAUAAACAGUGCCUUAUUUUCAUAAUCGGAUUUAAGUAUGUCCGACGAAAUAAUAGCAGGGAAUUGUUUUUUAAUAAACGCGGACGCCGAUACGGAACAGAGUUCUAAAAGCGCGGAGGACAGCCAUUUCGACGAUAUUAUUGGUCAUAUAGAAGACAUUCUUUUAGAAGACGAGUUCAAUAUCAUUCAAAAAAAAUUUUUGGAAGAUUAUUGGAACAUUUUCGAACCCGUGGAAGAAAAUAAAUUAAUUUACACAGAUAUAUUCAACAAAUAUAACAAAGCGGUGGAAGAUUAUAUCGUUAACUAUUUACAAAAAGUCAUACCACAUUUCAAUAUAAACACAUUCUUACAAAUUUUAAGUAACAGACGAAGUGAAUUGGAAGGUGAAGUUUUCGAAGUAUUAUCAACGUUCACAGACUUUGUAGCCUUUAAAGAAAUGUUCCUCGAUUACAGAGCUGUGAAGGAAGGAAGGGUUCAAGAUCUCAGCUCUGGAAUAUUUGUCACGUGUCUUAAGUCGUAAAAUAUGAAGAACAACGGGUUUCCUAGAUGAAAGCAUGUUUCUGGAUAUAUCGGAGAAAUAAAUUAUAUUACAU